AAUGAAGAGUGUCAAUGAUGAAAAAAUCACAAUAUAUAAUGGAGAGGAUAUAAAAUACUUUGUUUUCCCUGAUAAAUUUGAUCAUACUUAAAGUGGAGUUCCAGGAAAUCCUUGUUACAAUUUUCGAUUUAGGAUAUUUGUGUUCUUCUCUUAUAUUGUUCUUACAUAACUUUUUCAACUUUUUUGCACUCCAACAGAAAAGAUAAUUGGAGUUUGGGAUAUUGGACACUAAAUUACAACACCAAUUAACAAUAUGUAUAAAGAACAUCGAUGGUAUAUUAGUGUUACUAUUUAGGUUUUCUAUUUUAAUUUAAUUACUCUCAGCCAUUAUCUUAGAUGUAGCUUAUCUAUAUAUAUCACUUUAUUGGGUUCUAUACCAAAGAAAUUUUAGAUUAUUCGCUGCCUUAAUUAUCUUCUAUGUUAUUAGAGCUAUUCAUUUAAAUCUAGUAAAAUUAGAAUUCCCAUAAAAUUACUAUUGGGAGGAUCCAAAUAUUCCAAGUUUGGUUGUAAAAUAUGGAUUUUUUUCUGACUUCUUUUAUUCUGUAAAUAUUGAAUCCAUAUAAUUUUAGGGACAUGUAGGAUAUUUAAUAAUUUGUGGACUUGAAAUGAAAAGGAUAGGUAAAAAGUAUAUGUCAGCAUUUUUCUUUAUGUGUUCUUUAUAUUAAGCUUUUGUUGUAAUUACAUUUGCAAUUCAUUACACAAUUGAUGUAAUUUAAAUAAAUUUAAAUUAGGUAACAACGGGAUGCAUUUUUGCUCAUUAUUUUUACAAUCAAGUGUGUUAUUGGGAAGUAAAGAUAGAUUUUCUUUUAAAAAUGCUUGCUAACCUCUUUUCAAGGACUUCAAAAUAAACUACUGCUAAAUAUGAAGUUUAAGGUGAUAAAUAAAUAGGAGUGACAACUGUAUGAAAUAAGAUUAUAUUUUUAUAUAUUUUGAUUAAAUAUAGUAUAAAUUAAUCAAAAUGUAAUAACAAUCCUCACCUAAAAGGAUUAUGGAAAAAGUAAUUUAAUUUUCAUUUCAUUUUUAGAGAGGUUCUAUAAUUAAGCAACCAAAUGAUUCACCUACAAUUAGUCCUUCUUAAUUGAUUAAAAUGAAUUCUAUUGAUGUACAAAAUCAAAAUCCCUUAGAAAUUAAGAUGGUAUUACUUAUAUAUAAUAGAAGUUUAAAGUAGAGAGAUAGAACCCAAGAACAGGUAAUUUAGUAGCAGAAGAUCAUGAGGAUGAUUUAACUUAUUAAGGUGAUAUUCCGAAAAAAUUAGAAUAAAAAUAAAAGGGAGAUUUCUAAAAAGAAUAUUAAAUGGCUAAAGUUGAUUAAUAAAGAGAUUCUUAUAGUCCAGACAAAUCUAUGACUAAUUCUUUAACUACAAGUGCUUAUCCUAGUAUCAUAAAGAACUUUUAGUUUUAAUAAAUACCAGACUUUCUUACUUCACCUAUUUAAUAAUAAGGAAUAGUUUAAUGUGCAUUGUAGAUUAAUAAAUCAGGAUUUAAUACUUUUAGACCAAAGUUUUAUUUUCUAAAAGAUAAUUAAUGUUAUUUGGCAGCUAAAAAGGUAGGAAAUAAAUAUUUGAUAAGUGCAGAUAAAGAAAAUAUAGAAAGAAAAUCUCCACAAUUUGUAGGAUAAGUUAGUUGUAAGAAAAAUAAUUAAUAUUACUUUUAUGAUACAGGAUUAAAUCCUAAAAGAAAGAAAGAACCUUAUAGAAAAUGUCUAGGUGAAUUGUGUAUUUAUGCAGUUCCAAAAGCCAAUGAACCUAGAUAAUAAUGUGUAUAAAAUUUAUUUUUAAUUUUAGUUUAAAUUUAAUAAUGAUAUGAAUAAUGAAUUUGUUAAUAGAAAACCUAAAUGGGAUCCCAAAUUAUAAACUUUUAUUCUUAAUUUUUAUGAAAGAGUUAAAAUUUCUUCAAUAAAGAAUUUUUAAAUUGUUUUAAAGGAUGAAAUACCUGAAAAAAUAUAUUUAUAAUUUGGUAAGUGGGAUAAACACUAUUUUAAUUUAGAUAUAGCAGCACCAUUUAGUCCUUUAAUUGCAUUUAUGAUUGCUUUAAGUAAUUAUGAUCAAAAAUUAUAAGUUUGA
This is a messenger RNA of Paramecium pentaurelia, 2062 nucleotides long. NCBI's taxonomy places the organism in Eukaryota, Ciliophora, Oligohymenophorea, Peniculida, Parameciidae. The record is from the annotation of a GenBank genome assembly.